Passer montanus (Eurasian tree sparrow) is the source of this 486-nucleotide messenger RNA. RefSeq names its product bestrophin-2-like. The annotation marks the transcript as partial. Lineage: Eukaryota; Metazoa; Chordata; Aves; Passeriformes; Passeridae. The transcript is spliced from 5 exons. Gene Ontology annotation, molecular function: chloride channel activity. The record is from RefSeq and is a predicted model, not a curated record.
ACUGACCACCUGGUGCAGGCCGGGUUCCUGACGCGCGAGGAGCGGCGCCGGCUCGAGGGGCUGCGCUCGCCCCACAACAAGUUCUGGGUGCCCUGCGUGUGGUUCGGGGCGCUGGCGCGGCGGGCGCGCAGCGAGGGGCGCAUCGGGGACGACUGCGCGCUCAAGCUGCUCAUGGAGCUGAGCCGGUUCCGGGCCCAGUGCAGCCUCCUGUUCCACUACGACUGGAUCAGCGUGCCACUGGUGUACACCCAGGUGGUGACCAUCGCCGUGUACACCUUCCUGCUCACCUGCCUGCUGGGCCGGCAGUUCCUGGACCCCUCCCGGGGCUACCCCGGGCACGAGCUGGACCUGGGGGUGCCCGUGUUCACCCUGCUGCAGCUCUUCUUCUACCUGGGCUGGCUCAAGGUGGCCGAGCAGCUCAUUAACCCCUUCGGGGAGGACGACGACGACUUCGAGACCAACACCCUGAUCGACCGCAACUUCCAG